AUGAGUAUUAAGUUGGUGGUCAGAGAGUGCACCAUAAACAUCGUUAGCGCCUAUGCGCCUCAUGCGGGCCUAGAUGAGGAGGUUAAACAGCGCUUUUGGGAGGGGUUAGAUGAGAUUGUGCGCCACAUUUCGCCUACUGAGCAGCUAUUCAUAGGAGGGGAUUUCAAUGGUCAUAUUGGGUCGACCGUAGGUGGUUAUGGGGAGGUGCAUGGAGGCUUCGGUUUUGGGGAGAGGAAUGGAGGAGGUACCUCACUUUUGGACUUCGCUAAGGCUUUUGGGUUGGUGAUUGUGAACUCUAGCUUCCCGAAGAGAGAGGCGCAUUUGGUUACUUUUCAAAAUGCGGUGGCAAAGACUCAAAUUGACUAUCUCCUCCUCAGGAGGUGUGACAGAGGAUUGUGCAAGGAUUGCAAGGUGAUCCCGGAUGAGAUACUCGGGACACGGCAUAGGUUAUUGGUGAUGGACAUUGGUAUUAUGUUAAAGAGGAGAAAAAGGUCUGCUUGA
Molecule: messenger RNA, 501 nt
Organism: Nicotiana attenuata
Lineage: Eukaryota; Viridiplantae; Streptophyta; Magnoliopsida; Solanales; Solanaceae
Product: craniofacial development protein 2-like
Exons: 1
Coding region: 1-501 (166 amino acids)
Biological process (GO): chromatin remodeling
Cellular component (GO): nucleus
Source: RefSeq, a predicted model, not a curated record